Molecule: messenger RNA, 1467 nt
Organism: Eimeria tenella
Lineage: Eukaryota; Apicomplexa; Conoidasida; Eucoccidiorida; Eimeriidae
Exons: 7
Source: RefSeq, a predicted model, not a curated record
AUGGAGCCCGAGCCAAAGAUUUCAAUUUUUAAAGUAUCGCAGCAGCAGCAGGAAGAAAAAAAGCAGCAGCACCAGCAGAAGCAGCAGCAGCAGCCGCAGCGCGGGCUGCUUCUCAUUGGCCUCAGCGACGACGAGGAAGAAGACACAACAGCUCUUCUCAGGAAGCUGCAGAAGGCUCCGCAACAGCAGCAUGCGGCGGAGGAGAAGCAGCAGCAGCAACAGCAGCAGCAGCAGCAAGGAUUGCAAAAGGGGGAGAAGCAGCAGCACGGACCCCAGGAGGAACAGCAGCAGGCGAAGCAGCAGCAGCAGCAGCCCGAGCUGCAGAAGCAGGCAGUCCUUAGCGAUCUGGAGCUGCAAAUUCAGCAAAAAGAAGCGAGACUUCGUGCGCUGCAGCGCGAGCUGGAGAAGCGCGAAGAGUUGCUGCAGCAGCAGCAGCAGCGGCGGCGGCGAAGAGACGCAGCGGGGCUUAAAAAGCAGCGGCAGCGAAAUCUCAGCAGCAGCAGCAGCAGCAGCUCUGACAGCAGCAGUAAGCGGGGGAGCCGCCGCAAGCGCGUGAAGCGCAGCGCGAGCGCCGAGCGGCGGCGGCACAGCAGCAGCAGGCGCAGCAGCAGACGCAGCAGCAGUAGCGACUGCAGCAGCAGCGAGUGCAGCGAGGGGGCCCCCGACGCGGGCAGUAGCAGCUACAAGAGACAAACUGCCCAAGAUGAAGAAGUGGCAGCAAUUACUUUUUUGGGCUGUGGGGUGACAGCAGCAGAAACAGCAAGACUAGAAGCUAAGAUAAGAGAGCUUUCAACCAAAGUGGGGGGCUCUGCUGUGGGCCAGAGCAGCAGCGGGGCCGUGUGCCCUCGUGCUGCAGGCACGGGGGGCCCCCAGGCUGUGAGGGCCCCCGAGACAGCUGGGGAGUGGGACGCAAUUUGCUUCCUCGUGGUGCCUUCUGCUGCAGAUCCUCAGAAGCUCAAGACCCAGCCCAAGUUUCUGUGUGCGCUGCUGGCAGAGGUCUUCAUUGUCAAAGAAGCGGCUCUGGAUUUUAUCCUUCGCAGUUUCAGGGUCUGGCCGGAGCCCCACACCACCAUGGAGGCCAAACUAAACAAAGUCUUAGAAGAACAAGAGUACAGAGAAGGAGGCAUUCCUUCGCUGGUGAUGCGACAAGAGCUGGCAGAGGCGCGGCUGUUUGCUGGGCACGAAUUUUAUGUUUGCGGCAGCUCGAAGGAGGCGCAGCUAAUCCGCACGCUGGUGACUGUGGGAAAUGGCACUCUGGCCCGCAAAGGAGACAACGCGGACUAUGUUGUUAUUUGUGACGAGGCUUUGCCAGAGGCCCGCGCACUCAGGAGACGGCUGGCCCACCGAGACGAAGACCUCGUGGCUGCGACCCACGGGCAGAAGCACGCUUCCCUUGUGACGCCCAAGUUUCUGUACGACUGCAUCACCCGGUGGACCCUUACGAGGCCUUCGCGGCGAAACGGGCAU